AUGAAAGUACCAUUACAAUGGUUGAAAAUGUCUGUGUGGACUACUGUCGUGAUCUUAUCUAUAAGUCUCUGUUUAGUGUAUACUUUAUCGAAUAGUCCGUACUCGAUCUCAUUAGGGUUUACAAGAGAACCAUGUAUAUAUUCAUGGCAUAAUAUCCUGACAAUCGAACCAUUGAAUGAAUUACAAAUGUAUGUUGCGCCAUGGUGUGCUUCGACCAAAUCUAUAUGGAUUACUCUAUGGAAUGAGAUACAUAAAUGGUUAGAGGCAGUCCUAUGUAAGAUGGAUUGUUGGUGUAAGAGGAAUCAUCAUUGUACGAAAUUACAUUUAAAAUUGGGACCUAUCUCUAAGUUGUUUCAAUGGUUUCAAUUCUGUAUACAGGAUUUGACUUCUAAAUUGGUAGGUACUAAUGAAAAUAUUGAUUGGAUGACAGCAAAUGGUACUUUUACUGUAAAGAGUGAUACUGUCAUGGAUGAUGAUGAUGAUGAAGAAGAAGAAGGUACAAAUGGGCCAAAAUGGUUAGAUCUAUCUGUGAUGGACGAUGACCAAGAUAAUCUGGAUGAUAUAGAAUUAGAACUGACACGAGAGGUGAAUGUCACUAGAGAGAAACAUGUAAUAGCGACGUUGCCAUCCGAAAUAGUCAGUCAGUUGUUAUUAUCUGAUGAUAUGAUACCUUCAAAUCAAACCGACCUUGUUCAGAGAGAAUUCAAAGCUUGGUCCAGGGCUAUUACAACUAAAUUACAUGCUACUAUUACAAACUUGCAUAAGGAUAACGAUUUUUUAAUCAAUGACACCACGCAUAAUUAUAACAUUUCAUAUACAGCUGAUUAUGAAAUAUUAUUCCAAGAUAUCGAUACUCAAUUGUCACAAUUACGAAAAAAUAUAGAUCACAUCGAUACAUCUGCUACUCUUGAUCCCGAGACAAAUGAAAUAGUGUAUCUAAACCCUGAAAACACAUAUAUCACAAGACCAUACGUUGCUUCACGAUUCAACAAUAUCAACCAACAAUUGAAACAGCAUCGUUUGGAGACAUUAGCUAACUUACGCAAGUUACGUAAGUUAACUAUAUGGGAACUAGAGAAACAAAGAGAAGAACAUGUCGAAGUAUACGAAGAAUGGGGGGACGUCAUGGUUACUGAAUGGUCCAAACGAAUGGCCUACGGUGAUGUUCAUGGUGGCAACGACAAUCGUUUCGAAUUAGAUAAAUGGGGCCAUUUCAAAAGACUCAGGGAAAGUAUAAUCUCGAUGAGAGACAACCUGGCACAAGAACCGGUAUUUCAGGACAACCUAGUCCAUUACACGAGGGACACAUUGGCUCAAUUGAAUCACAGACUCAACAUAUACCACACAAGAAUAGCACAGCUCUUGCAACAGGCAAACAGCAACUUCGAGCAACGAGACCUCAGGGAACGUAAUGUGGUCUCCAACCUGGCAGACACCAUCACCAACGAACUGAUCUAA
Molecule: messenger RNA, 1458 nt
Organism: Maudiozyma barnettii
Lineage: Eukaryota; Fungi; Ascomycota; Saccharomycetes; Saccharomycetales; Saccharomycetaceae
Gene: OSW7
Product: Osw7p
Exons: 1
Coding region: 1-1458 (485 amino acids)
Source: RefSeq, a predicted model, not a curated record